Molecule: messenger RNA, 4469 nt
Organism: Oryctolagus cuniculus (rabbit)
Lineage: Eukaryota; Metazoa; Chordata; Mammalia; Lagomorpha; Leporidae
Gene: GABRA1
Product: gamma-aminobutyric acid type A receptor subunit alpha1
Biological process (GO): chloride transport; monoatomic ion transmembrane transport; gamma-aminobutyric acid signaling pathway
Cellular component (GO): membrane
Molecular function (GO): GABA-A receptor activity; extracellular ligand-gated monoatomic ion channel activity
Source: RefSeq, a predicted model, not a curated record
UGUUUGUAAAUGGCAAGUGUGAAAAAUUACUCAAUACAGUCUCCAUGUCUCUAACCCUUUCUCCACUUCCUUCCCCCAUUCUCACUCCUCUCCAAAAGGGAAGCUAGCAGCAGAUUGUGGAAGGAUUUGAGUCUGCAGCUAGAGAGAAGGGGAUUAGGGCCAGAGCGGUGCAAGUUAAAUUGUGCUGCAUAUAAAAAAUGGGCGGAUUGGUCUCCAGAUCCAGAGGCUGGUACCACCUUCCUUUCUAAAAUAAAAUCUCUCUGGCAUGAAGUCACCGCCUAUUUCACAUCCGGUUUGCCCUGGGACGUAUUACUACUGUCUUGGUAAAGAGAAAUCUUUUGUUGUAUAGCUGCAGAUUGGACAUUGGGAAGCGAAUUUGGGUGUGAAAUCUUCAGCAAAGGAGCACGCAGGGUCCAUGAUGGCUCAGACCGAGUGAGUGAGAGGCAGCGCGAGGACGCCGCUGCGCUCCGCUCGCCGCGCGCCCGGACUCGCGGACUCGCGCCGGCUUCAGCCUCUCCACGAUUUCCUCUCGCAGACUUUUCCCAGGUCUUGUGCGAUCCUGUGCCCAGAGGGGGCCGAGCUGCUCAUGUCCGCGAUGAAGAGAAGUCUGGGUCUCUCUGAGUAUCUUUGGGCCUGGACCCUCCUUCUGGGCACAUUGACUGGAAGAAGCUAUGGACAGCCCUCAUUGCAAGAUGAACUUAAAGAUAAUACAACUGUCUUCACCAGGAUUUUAGACAGACUCCUGGAUGGUUACGACAAUCGCCUAAGACCCGGACUGGGAGAGCGUGUAACCGAGGUGAAGACUGACAUCUUCGUCACAAGUUUCGGACCCGUUUCAGACCAUGAUAUGGAAUACACGAUUGAUGUAUUUUUCCGUCAAAGCUGGAAGGAUGAAAGGUUAAAAUUUAAAGGACCGAUGACAGUUCUCCGGUUAAAUAACCUAAUGGCAAGUAAAAUUUGGACCCCAGACACCUUUUUUCACAAUGGAAAGAAGUCAGUGGCCCAUAACAUGACCAUGCCCAACAAACUGCUGAGAAUCACAGAAGACGGCACCUUGCUGUACACCAUGAGGCUGACCGUGAGAGCAGAAUGUCCAAUGCAUUUGGAGGACUUUCCUAUGGAUGCUCAUGCCUGCCCACUAAAAUUUGGAAGCUAUGCUUAUACAAGAGCAGAAGUUGUUUAUGAGUGGACCAGAGAGCCAGCACGCUCAGUGGUUGUGGCAGAAGAUGGGUCACGCCUAAACCAGUAUGAUCUUCUUGGACAAACAGUGGACUCUGGAAUUGUACAGUCCAGUACAGGAGAAUAUGUUGUUAUGACCACUCAUUUCCACUUGAAGAGAAAGAUUGGCUAUUUUGUUAUUCAAACAUACCUGCCAUGCAUCAUGACAGUUAUUCUCUCCCAAGUCUCUUUCUGGCUUAACAGAGAGUCUGUACCAGCAAGAACUGUCUUUGGAGUAACAACUGUGCUCACAAUGACAACUUUGAGUAUCAGUGCCAGAAAUUCCCUCCCUAAGGUGGCUUAUGCAACAGCUAUGGAUUGGUUUAUUGCAGUAUGCUAUGCCUUUGUAUUCUCAGCUCUGAUUGAGUUUGCCACAGUAAACUAUUUCACCAAGAGAGGUUAUGCAUGGGAUGGCAAAAGCGUGGUUCCGGAGAAGCCAAAGAAAGUGAAGGAUCCUCUCAUUAAGAAAAACAACACUUAUGCUCCGACAGCAACCAGCUACACCCCUAAUUUGGCCAGGGGUGACCCCGGCUUAGCCACCAUUGCUAAAAGUGCAACCAUAGAACCAAAAGAAGUCAAGCCCGAAACAAAACCACCAGAACCCAAGAAAACCUUUAACAGUGUCAGCAAAAUUGAUCGACUGUCAAGGAUAGCCUUCCCACUGCUAUUUGGAAUCUUUAACUUAGUCUAUUGGGCUACAUAUUUAAACAGAGAGCCUCAGCUAAAAGCCCCCACACCACACCAAUAGUUCGACUUAGUUAUGUUCUGUUGUUUAGCCCUCUGCACUGGGAGUUGCUUCCUAUUCUCAAUGCAGUAAUUCCCGUCUGCUUUAUUGCCUCUGUCUUAAAGAAUUUGAAGGUUUCCUUAUUUCCAUAAUUCAUAUAAGAACAAGAGACCCCUGUCUGGCAGUCCAGAGCAGAGCAGCAUAUACAGCUUGGAGACAGGAUUCUGAGAGAGGAAACGAGAGAGCAAAAUCAUGUCAGAAGGAGACAGAACAAGAGAGGAAAGGGGAUGCAAGAAGGUCCAAAGAUAGGAGGAAAAGUAGAAGAGAAACAAAAGAACCCCUAGGUCAUUUGUAGAUGUAUAUUUCCAAAUAUUCUUAAAGAAUAUUGUAUAUGUCAAAAUAUUUUUAUGUGAAGAUGUUUAAAGAAUAAACUAUAAAAGUUUAAAGAAGAAAAAUUUUUAAAGAAAUCUAUUGCACAAACUAUGAUGUGCUUACAUUUUUGUUAUUUUAUUGACAUAUAGCUUUAAUGUUUUGUUUCCAAAGAUAACAAUACCCAAUUUUUUCCUCUCCUUAAAACCCCAAAUGCAUUAUUUUUAAUUAAAUGCUAUUUUAAAAUUCAUGGAAAUCCCAUAGGUAAAGGUGCAGUUGCUCGCAAAAGAGCAUAUUUAACCAAGUGGAGAAAAAUGCUUUCAACAGGCUACUUCACUAUCUGAGUUUUCACUGCUAAAUUCAAUGAAGAAUCAUUUUGACAAAGUGUACACUCAAUAGAAGCUAAUAAAUAAAUAAAAUAAUUUAAAGGUAUUCUGUUUUCCACUCUAUUCUCAGCACAUUGGCCCAAUAAUCACCUGAUUAUCAAAGUAAAGGAAUUUUUAGAGGGGCAAAAAUAUUUUGCAAGCUCUAGAAUAGUUGAAUGUAUUCUUUUGUAUAGCUACACUUAAAGUUUUAGAUUGAAAUUUAUGACUAGAGAACAAAAAUAGAAUAUACAAAUUAUAAAUGUAAAUAUUUAGCAUGAGAUUGUACAUUUUUUACUUUUCUAAAAAAUUCUGUUAUUAAAAUAUUGUGUAGAAAUCACCACUCUCAGCUGUUUGAAUGCUGUUAAAUUCUAUGGAAAUACAUUUAGAGCCUACAUUUAAGAACAGAAUAGCCUGCAGGAAUCAGACUGAACUUAAACCAUAUGGGUAUGAAGUCCCCUUAUGCAGAAAAAGUUUAUCAUUUCAAAUGGUUGUCUGGUGUACAGUAGUAGAUCAGUUGUUAUCUGCUCAAGUUCUGCCACACCACAUUUCCCUAUUUUAGGCUAUUGUAAUAUAGAAAGCAAAUGGGAACUAGAAAAUCAACUGUAUAUUAUUGCUAUAUUUGCUGAUACCAACUAUUUCAAUAAGUGUUGUACCAUAUGUAGCAUUAAAUAUAAAAUACAUGAAAGGAUGUACAGGAAAUAGCUUUUAUUGAAUAAUAUUAUUACAUUUCAUUUAUACUGUAGCAAUAUAUUUGUAGGUAUACUAUGUAAGGGCUUUAAAUACAAAAGGUUCAUUAAUAUUCCCUAAAAAAUUCUAGUCUGUUCAUUACUGCCCAGAUGUUUUAGAGAUAAAUAUUUAUGCAGAAGGUAUUUUUGAAGUCUCCUUUUGUUUGAUAGAGUUUCACAGAUACUUCAAUUUAGCGUUCAGAAUCCACAGGUCAUGGUCUGAACACAUUUAGAAUACUACAACAUAAACUUGUUAGCAUAAUUGCCAAAUAAGACAGUUGGGAUCCAUAUUCACAUUUUGAGCAACGCUUUUCUUAAAAAGCUACUAUCCAAUGAUAAAGGAAAAUACAUCGUUUGUGUUUUCCUAAAGCAUCAUUUUCUUUCGCAAUGUACCUCAUUAUUUGCUUUUGUCCUGCCUGACUUCAUGAGCUAGGCCAAAAAAAGGCUGAACCAAGGGUGUUUCAUCCUGUGGUACCAUGUGUAGAUAUUAUGUAUAGGAAAUAAAAUAAAUUAUGGCUCUGAUUUCUGUGUUUCUGUUUAUCUUGUUAUUUUCCGGCGUUAACCUAAUGUGUUUAUUGAGAGCAUUUUAUCCCCCGGACUCCUCAUGGAUAACUUUUGGUCUGUAUUUUGCUCAUUAGAUGUGACUAUCUCUUAUUAGUCUGCUUUCUGCUAUGCAAUGACUGCAUUUCUAUCAUUUCUUAGUUUGUUAGUAUUUGUGGAAAAUAUUCUAUUAUAUAAAUUGAUUGCACAGUUUAUCAAAGACAGAAUUAUUCUAUGUAGCUUUUCUACAGUGCUUUGCUAAACCAUGUAACAGUAGUUAAGUCUUCCUUCAAAAUAAAGAUACACUCUUAUAGAGGACAGUUCCUGUUUACUCCCAGGAAAAUUUUUUAAGAUGACAUUGAAUGUUUAUUGCACUUAGUGCAGUGAAGUGGCAAUAAAACCUAACAUGAGUCAAGGUUGUUUAUGGCCGAUGCAUGUAUUGCUUUACGGAGUUUAGCAAAAGCUCUUAAUUUUAUGUCAUACUGUAUUCUAUUAUAACAAUAAAGCUAAUGUUAUUCAAUAAUAAAA